Platichthys flesus (European flounder) is the source of this 2789-nucleotide messenger RNA. It is a transcript of the gene pth3r, whose product is annotated as parathyroid hormone 3 receptor. Gene Ontology annotation, biological process: adenylate cyclase-modulating G protein-coupled receptor signaling pathway; cell surface receptor signaling pathway. Gene Ontology annotation, molecular function: G protein-coupled peptide receptor activity; peptide hormone binding; parathyroid hormone receptor activity. NCBI's taxonomy places the organism in Eukaryota, Metazoa, Chordata, Actinopteri, Pleuronectiformes, Pleuronectidae. Gene Ontology annotation, cellular component: plasma membrane. The record is from RefSeq and is a predicted model, not a curated record. Bases 147 to 1805 code for a protein of 552 amino acids. The transcript is spliced from 13 exons.
CUGAAGAAUGAGCUCUGAUGAGGCACUGGGGCAGAAGAAGAGUCUUUAACUCUGGGAAACAAGUUCCUUCAACACAGCCUGAGGAGGAGUAAAUGAUCUGAGUGAGCAGGGAAGGUGAACUUCAGCUCUGUUGGAGAAAAGAGAUCAUGUUGUGUGCACAGGGAAUCGGUGCCCUCGCUCUUUUCCACUGUGUAAUAACAGCGGCUGCUCUGAUCGACUCUGAUGAUGUCAUCACGCGAGACGAGCAGAUCUACGUUCUGAUUGGUGCUCACGCCAGGUGUGAAAGGAGCAUCCAGGCGCAGAUGGCCCAGGUCAGAGAGGGCGACUGCAUCCCAGAGUGGGACGGGAUCAUCUGCUGGCCACGGAGCAGAGAGGGUCAGCUGGUCUCAGUGCUGUGUCCGGAGUACAUCUACGACUUCAACCACGGAGGACGAGCCUACCGCCAGUGUGAUGCUUCGGGAAACUGGGAGCAGGUGUCCAGCAUCAACCGCACGUGGGCUAACUACACAGAGUGCACCACAUACCUGAGCUCCAACCACAGGAGACAAGAAGAGAAGGUGUUUGAGAGACUCCACCUCAUGUACACCGUCGGGUACUCGGUUUCUCUCGCGUCGCUGAUGGUGGCCGUCUCCAUCCUCUGCUACUUCAAGCGCCUCCACUGCACACGCAAUUUCAUCCACAUUCACCUCUUCACCUCAUUCAUAUGUCGAGCAGUCAGCAUCUUCGUGAAGGACGCGGUGCUCUACUCCAUAUCCGAUGACAGCAGGGCUGAGCCUGAGUUCACUGCACAGAAACCAAAUAUGGCCGGUUGUAAAGUUGCUGUCACUCUCUUCCUGUACUUCCUGGCGACCAAUCACUACUGGAUCCUGGUAGAGGGGUUGUACCUACACAGCCUCAUCUUCAUGGCCUUCCUCUCCGACAAGAGCUACCUGUGGGCCCUCACCAUCAUCGGCUGGGGUGUUCCAGCUGUGUUUGUGUCCAUUUGGGUCAGUGCACGAGCGUCGCUGGCCGACACGCAAUGUUGGGACAUCAGUGCCGGGAACCUGAAGUGGAUCUACCAAGUUCCCAUUCUGGCAGCCAUUGUUGUGAAUUUCCUCUUAUUUGUCAACAUAAUCCGAGUUCUGGCCUCGAAACUGUGGGAAACCAACACUGGUAAACUGGAUCCUCGACAGCAGUACCGGAAGCUGCUCAAGUCCACGUUAGUGCUCAUGCCGUUGUUCGGCGUUCACUACAUGGUGUUCAUGGCUCUUCCCUACACUGACGUCACUGGGCUGCUGUGGCAGGUGCAGAUGCAUUAUGAGAUGUUCUUCAACUCCUCCCAGGGCUUCUUUGUUGCAUUUAUCUACUGUUUCUGCAACGGGGAGGUGCAGGCGGAGGUGAAGAAGGCGUGGCUGAGACGCAGCCUCGCUCAGGACCUCAAACAGAAAACCCGGAUGACCAGCAGCGGCGGUGGAGGCAGCUGCUACUACGGCGGCAUGAUGUCUCACACCACCACGCACAGUGUCAGCUUGUCUGCCGCCAACCCCAGAGCGCUUCCCUUCACAGGAGGCGUGGUGGGAUCAGGUGGAGCUGCCGGUGGCGGGUCAGGGGUCAGGCCGCCACGCCACACCUCGCUGCAAACGCAAACCACCCAACUUGGAUUUGUUCCUGGUGACACCGAGAACUCGGGCGUCUUUGCCAGGCACGUCAGAACCAGCAUAGGGGACAAUGACUCCAAAAGUCACACUGUGCCUUCGAUCCAAUCACCUGGAGCUGAAGAUCCAGAAAACUCUUUAACUGUGAAAGAGCUGGAGACGAUCCUGUGAUUGUGUUUAUAUGAAUCAGACGAGCACAAAGAGACUUGGCUUCGUCUGAAUUGAAAGGUCACCUGCAAAAAAAUCCUCCGUGUUGGUUGACCUUUGAGAACACUUUAAGUGACUUCGUUUAUUUCAACAUUUCACUGAUUUCUCAGAAAAGUAUCCAUGGUUCUUCAUAACAAAUAUUUAAGGAUGUGAUAUCUAUGAGUGUGUGAAAUUUUGGUGCAGCUUGAUUGAACGUAAGACAACUGUCAAAACAACGUGUGGGAAUGUGAUGCUGGAUGAGUUUAAGGACAGACCUCACAGACCUGGAUGUUUAGAAAAUUACAUAUUUUUAUUUCCCUGCCUCGCCUCUCCUGUGUUGGAUUUUCCAUGCGAGACUGGCUGACCCCAAUUCAAACUGCACUUGUGUGUGAGUGUGUGUGUGUGUGUGUGUGUGUGUGUGUGUGACAAUCCUCUUUUUUCCCAAAAUAUUGACCUCUAGGUUCCCACCACACAUUUCUGGUGGGGGGAGCUUUCUGAAUAUCUGUCAAGUAGCGGUGACCCCAACAACUGUCCCUGAUUGAUUAUUUUGGAUGUCUAGACAGACCGGGACCCUUUGCACCUUUUGUUGUUGUCCAAUGUUGUCGACUCAGCUCCAUGCAUCAGUCUGUCACGACCCUCGCGGCUGAUGCACAAACCUUUUACCCCUCACCAGCAAAUCUCCCCCCACCGUGUAACCUCUGCCCCAAACGCCUUCACAACACCGUACAGAAUUUCACACAUUCCCCUCGGGCCCUCGGCUCGGAGCAGGAGGCACCUGAGCUGUUUGUGACGGACAAACGCGCAGCAGAGGAAUUCACACGAUGAGCAGACAGGAAAGUGGGCCUGUCAAUAUGUCAGGAGGGUUUAGGUUUCCACAUUACUGUUCUGUGUUUGUAUGGUAUGUACAGUGUAAGAUAAUUGUGAUAAUUUAAUAUUUAAACAGAGUUUGAAUAAAGUAAAUCGAAUGAC